AAAAAAAAACAUUUGCGACCCAUCAAACACCCAAUAUCUAUACAUUCCACAAAUGAACGAUUGACACAAUUAAAUGAGUGCAACGUAGCCAUUUUGUAUCCAUCGAGAGGAUAAACAAAUGACGCAAUUGGUGCACCGGGUACGAGGCGACAAUGAAUCAGAGACCGGUGCGACCGGCGACGUGUCACAAAGGCGUUAAACGAUACAAUUGCAGUAAAAAAUACAAAUAAUGGCACCCGAUAGGCCCGACAGUUCCGGAAUGGAGACAGCGUGUGGUCUCACCGUUACGCGUGUCCUUGACAUUGGCGAUGCUGCAUUGACACUCAAGGAGGGUGAUAACGCCAGUGAAUUUGGUGAGGGAAGUCCUGGAGACACCGUGGAUGUUGUUGUUGAUGAUAACAAUCCAUCCGGGGCAAAAGGGGUUUGUGAGGGAGCGCCAACGGGUAAACACAGUCAGGAUGAUGAUCUUACUUCGUUAGCGUGGUUACAUCAGCAGAAUUUGCUGAAGGGACUUGAAAUAUCAAGUCCCAGUAAAGUUAUCAAAGAUGAAAAUAUUUUGAAUAAUAACAAUAAUAUUUGCGAUGGAGACAGCGCAGAAUUAUCGGAGAACACGAAUUCUGUUUCGAGUUUGGAUGAUGGAUACUAUCCAGAGAGCAAUGGAAAGGCUUCGAUGAAUGGAAAGAGCCAGAGUUAUAUCAGUUCAGGAAAAAACUACGAGAAAACAGCGUCGCUCUACCCAGAAUCCGGAAAAUUGACGUAUCCACCUCAACCGAGCAAUCAAGUCAAGAUAUCGUUGAGUUUUAAUAAUCUACCGGUGUCGAAUCGCAAUAAGCAUCCGACCCAUAUACCCUACGAUCCACAUUUGCAUAGAAAUAGCAAACCACCAUACUCAUUUUCAUGUCUGAUAUUCAUGGCUAUUGAGGACAGCCCAGUCAAGGCACUGCCAGUAAAGGAAGUCUACGCCUGGAUACUCGAUCACUUUCCUUACUUCAAGAAUGCACCCACCGGGUGGAAAAAUUCAGUCAGACAUAAUCUGAGUCUCAAUAAGUGCUUCAGAAAAGUGGAAAAGGCACCGAAUUUGGGAAAGGGAUCGUUGUGGAUGGUGGAUGACCAAUAUCGUCCGAAUCUCCUGCAGGCUCUCUCCCGAGCGCCUUUUCCACCCCCAACUGCUCAAAAUCUCUCGUCACCCGACAAAAUACCGAAGAAAACCACAAACACAAGAUUACCAGAUCCCAUACUUUUUCCGUACCUAUCGAAGAGGCUAGCAUCGAGCAACAUCACCGACAGCCCAGACCUUGAAUUCGACAGUGAUGUUGACGCAGCUGCUGUCGCCAUGCUCUCAUUCAAACACGGACCCAUUAUUCUUAACCACAACAAAGAUCGAAAGCGAAAGCAAACAAUUGAGCCAGAGAAAUUAGUGCCAGUGAUUACAAGAAGUUCGAGUGAGGAUCACACGUACAGUUGCAUCACUUCAGCCAAAACCGACAGCAAAAGGUCCACAAGCUCCUUGGAGGACUCAAUAACUGACGUGGACGAGCAACGAAAGAUCGCAGAGGGUGCUGAUGCCCUCCUCAACCUUGCAGGUGUUGCCCUGUCCCACAACGCCACAAGUCCCCGUCUUAAUCACCACGAGAUGAGCCCUCUGGCACACCAGACUACCACCCCGCCACCCCCAUCGCCCUCACCACCCCCAAAAUCAUCGAAUCACUCGUCCCCCCCAAAAUCAAAAAGACGCACCACUACAAACGACUACUCGAGUCUUCCUGACAAGAGACGGCGGCGUUGGCGAGAGUGGGGUGACACAAACAGGUAUCUCAAACAGGUCAAGGGUUAGUGAUUGUUCAUUAUUUUCCGUCAAUCGUUUUCAAUAAUCCUGAUUCUCCCCCGACAUAAGUGGCCAAAGUCGUAUUUUUCUCGUGAGCAAUGAUACAGAGGGAGAUGUAAAAAGAAAUUAAAAAUUUAAGUUAACCAAUUAGGAGUGAAAUAAUUGAUCAUGCCAAAUAGUUUGGCAGCACUGAAUUACAAAAAAGAAACAAUAAAACGAAAUUAAUUAGUUUGACACGAGCAGCGUCUGACGGUAAUUAAUUUAAUCCGAGGUGUAAAUUGUAAAUUGGAGAAUCAAUAAUGUCGUCUCAAAAAGGCGGCAAGUGAAAUUUCGAAAACCGAUGAUAAUGCAAAAUUGAGGAGUCUUGUUAGACCUGUUGUGAGGAAUUAUACAUAUUAAUUCAUAGAGAGUUUAACUAAUUAUAAAUAGAGUUCUAUAUUAGUUUCCCUUCUGUAGAUAUGUAUAGAUAUAUACAAUUGACAAAGAGGAUGAAAAUUAUAAUAUUCGAAUAGAGAAGAAAAUUUAAAUAAUAUAUUUGAAAAGAAAAUAACGACGCAAAAAUAACAAAAAAAAAAAUGAAAAAAAAAAUUAUAUGCAGCAAAUACCACCGAGCAAUUGCGCAGUAAUGAGACGCCGAGAAACACAGUCCAACGGCGGGAUGAGAAUAAAAGGUGCACGAGCAAGAGAAAAAUAAUAACAAUGAAUUGAGAGAAGAGUUGUAUAAUUUUUUGCCUUUUUCUACUUCACUUCGAGCGAGAGUUUUUCCAGUUGAAGAAAUAAUAAUUCUCAACUGUUACUGUACAACGUAGAAUUGAAUUACCACAGUGGAUACGCUCAAAGUAAUCGCACCUCAUCACGUUUCUCUUUUUUCUCAAUUCGUUCCAACUCAUUCACUCGCUCUUUAAAACGAUUUGUUUCCUUCAUUUCAUUCGCAGAAUUGAUGCAAAAAAAAAUCCGGAAUAUUAAUAUCGAGUUGACAUUCAUGAGCGCGAAGGUAAUUUCAAAGAGAGAGAGAGAGGAAAAUAGUGCAAUUACUUUUGCGAAAAAAAUUCGCCCAUCCCAUCAGUUAUCUUCUACAUGUACAAUAGUGAGAAUGAGAGAAGAAAAAAUUGUCAGAUUUUGAGGAGAGAGGGGUAUAUUUUUACAGGUCUCUGACCCGCGUGAUAUAACUAAAGCUCUUCCUAACUUGGUCGCUGAUGUGUAGUUAUUAGAAUCACGAUAAAAAAUUUAUUCAAUUCUGAACGCUCAGCAUUAUCAUUGCAAUGCACGCGAGCACAGUAGCAGUUUUAACAGUCUUAUUUAUUGUUUAAUAAAUAUUUAAAUUUUCAUCUAGGCAUACUGAUUUUCCGUGAAUUAAAAUUUUAACGACGAUGUGAAUAAAUCAGUGAUGAUUAUUAUAUUCUUCUGCUACACUAAAGCACAGUAAUCUCGAAAAAAAAAUAUGGAGGAAAAAUUCAACACAUCACAUUGAUAUUGAAAAAAUAUCAAUUUUUUUUUUGUUCGUAGAAUAAGUCUGUUUGCUGCGGCUGAAGGUUUGUUCUUCCAUAAUAGCUUAUUCUAAACUAAUUGAGUAGGGAAUAACCAAGCCCAUCGCACUCGGGCUCGGUCCACAAUGUUUAUUAUCACUAUCGCUAGAACAUCAGUAGUGCUAACAGUUAAGUCAAUGGUAAUCAACAAUUACCAAAUGAUAAAAUACAAAAUUUUAAUAAUUAGUGACAUAGUCUAACGUAAGACAGAAAUGAAAAUACUAAAGCAAAAGAAAACUCAAGCAAUAUACCAGUAAUAUCUGAUAUCGGAUGAAAUACUCUAGUCGGCCGGUACUUUUUCAAGUGAACUCAAUUUAUUGUCCGAUGAACGAGGAGACGUGUAUAGUAUAAAUAAUGAAAGGAAUUAUAUAUAUGUAUGAUAAAAAAAUCUUGUAAACUCAGUGAUCGUUGAUCUCUUGAUAUUUUUCAAGGUAAAUAUUUCAAUAGAUUGACGAUUGUACUUGGGCUCGCCGGCAAUGUUCAAUUUGUUGCGUUCAACGUAGGGUAACGUGAGGCGAGCAGUGAAUAUUUUCAUUUCAACAAUUGUAUGGGAAAGGGUGAGGGAGUUAUCACUAAUGGAAUUUUGUGCAUUGUGGGCUGGUACACUGGUUAAAAAAAUAAGGAUUGAAAUGUCAGGGAUAGGUGAUUGGUAAUUUGUAGGGGACUAUUUAUCGCAAAUUUUGGUCCUGACGUGAAUUUUCGUAUUGAAUAUAUAAUUCUUUUUUCUAAAGAUUAUUUCUACAUGGUAAUCUCUUUUCUAAUUUGGAAGUAGCUUUUUUUUUAUACCACCCUGUAUUACUUUGCCAUUUUUUAGGUGAUUAUGAUCAAUACUACUGCCUAUGAAGCACAAACUCAAAAUACUUUAUUGAUGUUAACCGUGGUGCAAUUUUUGCCUUUUAUUUUCGGCUUUCGAAUUCAAACUGUGUACAUGCUAAUCCCUCAAAAUUUUUCAAAAUCCUUAUAAAAUUUUAAACAUUUCCCGGACUCUCUGAAAGCCAGUGUUCAAUUUUUUUCCAAGUGAUUGCUCCCUCGAUAAGGAGUUAUUAGUGAAAAAAAAACCGCGUGAAAAAAGAAAAAAACAAUGCAGAGAAUAUAAAUAUAUAUGAAAGCGAUUCACCCAGCCACGGACAAUCAAAAUGCCACACGGUGUUUCAUUUGCUUCAGUUGCUAUGACAUUGUGCCAAACCGAAUGAAGAAAAAGUUAUUGAUAAUUAAUAAUAAUGAAAAUUGGAGAACGAAACUUAUUACGAGAAAAAAAACACCAAUUCCCCAUUAUUUUUAAUUUUCUUUCUGAUAACUUGUAGCAUUAUAGUGUUAUAUAUUAUACAUAGACUUAUGUAUAUUGUACAAUUUUCCGUAAAAAAUGCUAUUCUGUUGGCGUAAUUAUUGGUUAAUUACAACUACAUUUAUUAUUAUUAUAUUAUAUUUUUAAUUUCUAAACGAAUCACAUUGUAAAAUGUUUGUUAAGUUUUUGGCCUUGCUUAUCUACAACUUUGAGUGUAAUAUUUUAGGCUGUAAUUAUCGAAAACAGAACUUUAUCUAAACGAUACUAAACAUCACUGUAUUUAUUAUUAAUUUUGUUGGCGUUUUUAUUUAUCAUUGAUUUACCUAAUUUUGUUCACCUCUAAAUUGUAGAUACUCGUCAUUUUUAGAUCCUUACAUGAGAAUAUUACCAUUUUUCGAAAAAAACAUUUUUUUAGCUGACAAAAAAACAAAAAUGUUCUUGGAAUAGAAUCCAAUGACUUCAACGAAAUUAACCGAAAUGGAUUUUUAUUAUGCACGGGCUUUUAUGGAUUUAAUUAUUAAAUUGUUUUAUUAAAAAAAAAAUUCAAUAAAAAAAUUUAAAAAAUUAA
Molecule: messenger RNA, 5204 nt
Organism: Diachasmimorpha longicaudata
Lineage: Eukaryota; Metazoa; Arthropoda; Insecta; Hymenoptera; Braconidae
Product: forkhead box protein N3-like
Exons: 6
Coding region: 230-1834 (534 amino acids)
Biological process (GO): regulation of DNA-templated transcription
Cellular component (GO): nucleus
Molecular function (GO): cis-regulatory region sequence-specific DNA binding; DNA-binding transcription factor activity
Source: RefSeq, a predicted model, not a curated record